AUCCAAUGCACCCUAGAUUAGAAAGAUUAUAGAAAUGGGGAAAGCUGGGAAAUGGCUUAGAAGUUUCUUGACAGGAAAGAAAGAUAAAGAAAAAUAUACAACUGAUCAGAAUCUAACAAUUAGUGUUGAGAAUCCAGUGACUCCAAUUUCAACCACACCAACUACUCAGAAAGAAAAAAGGCGAUGGAGUUUUCGCAGAUCUUCAGCAACAGCAACAGCUCCAACUCCAAGGGACUUGAAUUCUACAGAACCGACUGCCACAUCACAACCCCCGGUGCAGGCUACAUCAGAUUCUGAAAACGAGCAGAAGAAACAUGCAAUGGCUUUGGCAGCAGCUGUAGCUGCUGAUGCAGCUGUUGUGCUCCGCCUAACAACUGUUGCCAAUCAGAAAACACGUGCUAUUGAAGAGGCUGCUGCCAUAAAGAUUCAGUCCGUCUUCCGUUCUUAUCUGGCAAGAAAAGCAUUAUGUGCAUUAAAAGGAUUAGUGAAGUUGCAGGCAUUAGUAAGAGGUCACCUUGUAAGGAAACAGGCCACUGCUACACUUCGGUGUAUGCAGGCAUUGGUGACUGUACAGGCUAGAGCUCGAGCCCAAAGGAUCCUAAUGGCAGAAGAAACAAAGCCUGCUAGUCAGAGACAAUCAAUCCACAAAAAAUCAACACACGAUAACAGAUUUAGACAUUUAAAUUAUGAUACUGAUAGAGGCAUGGAGGAGAACAUCAAAAUUGUUGAGAUGGAUCUUGGACAAGCAAAGGGAAGCACAAAGAGCAGAAAUAGUUAUUCACACCAACCACAACCUGAAUAUGAAGACCCUAGAUUUUCCACAUAUUAUGAAUCACUAAACCAUGUAUACUCGAAGCCAGACAAGUGCCAACUCUCACCAGCUCCAUCAGCUCUAACCGACAUGAGCCCCAGAGGCUGCAGUGGGCAUUUUGAGGACUAUUCCCUCAACACAGCAGAAAGCAGCCCCUACUAUUCUGCAGUAUCAAAACCUGAACCAUCAAGAGUUCCGUUUGCUUUUCCCCAGCCAGAAUAUGCAGAAUCAUUGUCCUAUGACUACCCAUUAUUUCCAAAUUACAUGGCAAACACAGAAUCUUCCAGAGCAAAAGUUCGGUCACAUAGUGCGCCAAAACAAAGGCCAGACUCGUUUGAGAGGCAACCAAGCAGAAGGAGGGCAUCAGUUGAAGGAAGGAAUAUUCCAAGGGCCAUGCGAAUGCAGCGAUCAUCUUCACAUGUCGGGGCUACAGCUCAGAAUUACCAAUAUCCAUGGUCAACUAAACUUGACAGAUCAACAGUAUCCCUCAAAGAUAGUGAAUGCGGAUCCACCAGUACAGUGCUCACAAACACCACUUACUGCAGAACAGUCGUUGGUUUUGAUAUUCAUGGAAAUAGGUACUAACGUUGCCGCACUCUCCAACACUGCAAUUGGUAUUUCGUGUGCCCCAUCAGAUGAAAACAAAACUUAGACAUGAGUUAAAUGAUGCGAGUGUCAGCUAAGAAAGAUCAAAGACAUCGAAAUGUUUCACACAAAGAGCUGCUGGAGUGUUUCUGACAACUGCUCAAUUCUCACUCCACCGUUAUUGCCAGUGUAGAAAAAAUUCCCUUAUCUUAUCUUUUGUUUAUUUUUUAUUUUUGCUUUGCGUGAUUUGUAUAAAUGUUUUCCAUAGGAAAGCAUAAUGCAAUGGGAACUAACCCGCAGGCACACAGAGAAAGUGCAGGAACACGUCCUUAACUGUUCUUUUUCUCUGUCAAUAGAAAUUUGUUUGAGUGUGAAUUUUCCCCAAAUAGUCACUUCUUUUGUACUAUUUGAUUUCACGGUAAUCCUGAAAAUUUGAUGUGUUUAUAAA
Jatropha curcas is the source of this 1844-nucleotide messenger RNA. RefSeq names its product IQ-domain 19 (gene IQD19). Gene Ontology annotation, molecular function: protein binding. NCBI's taxonomy places the organism in Eukaryota, Viridiplantae, Streptophyta, Magnoliopsida, Malpighiales, Euphorbiaceae. The record is from RefSeq and is a predicted model, not a curated record.